GCCUGCUUGCACAUGCAGACCCAGACCUAGCAGGGAUACACAUACUCCCACAGUUUAGUCUGAGGUCUAGCCACCUCUCAGUAGCACUCAGUGCCAGACCUCGGGGAGUUAGUGUCCUUCUCACAACACAGCUUGUGUAACUGAAAAGAGAGGCAGAGAGGCAUGGGCUGGGGGAAAAGUGUUCCUGUGGUUAAGCAGGGGCUGGGGCUGACGCCGGGGCAUAGGCUGGGACUGCUGGUUCUGCUGUGCUGCCUAGCCCUGUGUCCAAGGCCCAUCCAUGGGGACAAGGUCCUGGUGAUGCCUGUAGAAGGGAGCCACUGGCUGAGUAUGAAGCUUCUGGUGAAGGAGCUUGCGGCCAGGGGCCAUGAGAUGGUGGUGCUGGUCCCUGAGACAUCCAUCCUCAUCAAGAGCUCUGACUACCACAGGACUGAGAUCUUUAGGGUCCCCUUCAACAAGGCACAGCUGGACAAGAACAUCGACAAAUUGAAGGACGACAUGUUCCGCAAGACCCCAAAGGUAACGGACAUAUUUAUGAACGUGCAGGGCCUGAUUGACUUCACCGACAUGCAGGUGAAAGGCUGUGAGGGUCUUCUGUAUGACAAGCCCCUGAUGCAGCGACUGAGAGGAGAAGGGUUCAAGAUGAUGCUGACCGACCCCUUCCUACCCUGUGGAUCCAUCAUCGCAGAGUCCUUCAACAUUCCAGCGGUGUACUUCUUGAAGGGGAUCCCCUGUGGGAUGGAGGAUAGGGCUGCCCAGUGCCCCAAUCCCCCAUCCUACGUACCACGCUUCUUCUCCGGCAACACUGACCACAUGGACUUCCUAGGGAGAGUUAAGAACAUGCUCAUGUACGGUCUGGAAAGCUACCUGUGCACAGUAAUGUUUGCUAGCUUUGACGAGCUGGCCAGUAGGUACCUGGAGAAGGACAUGACGUACAGGGAACUGCUGGGUCAUGGGGCGAUCUGGCUGCUGAGGUAUGACUACUCCUUUGAGUAUCCCAAACCCACGAUGCCUAACAUGGUCCACAUUGGAGGCAUCAACUGUGGUAAAAGAGAUCCACUUCCAGAGGAUCUGCAGGAGUUUGUGGAUGAGUCAGGAGAGGAUGGCUUUGUGGUCUUCAGCCUGGGCUCUAUGGUCUCUCAGAUGCCGGAGGAGAAAGCCAAGCAGUUUUUUGAUGCCUUCAGCAGGAUCCCUCAGAGGGUGGUGUGGAGGUACACAGGAGUAGUGCCUAAAAACGCUACAGCCAACGUCAAAUUGAUGAAGUGGCUUCCUCAGAAUGAGCUGCUGGGCCACCCCAGGGUCAAGGCCUUUAUAACCCACGGAGGAACCCACGGUACCUAUGAGGGGAUCUGUAAUGGCGUUCCCAUGGUGAUGCUGCCGUUGUUCGCUGAACAGGGUGACAACGUACACCGCAUGGCAGUGAGGGGCGUCGGGGAGGUGCUCAACUUGUUUGAUAUCACCUCAGAAAAACUGGUGGAGGCUCUCAACAAGGUCAUCAACGACAAGAGUUACAAGGAGAAGAUGAUGAAGCUGUCAGCGGUGCAUAAGGACCGUCCCAUCGAGCCACUGGACCUGGCCGUGUUCUGGUCAGAGUUUGUGAUGCGUCACGGCGGAGCGGAACACCUGAGACCUGCCGCUCACGACCUCAACUGGAUCCAGUACCACAGUCUGGACGUGUUCACUCUGCUACUCACUAUAGUUCUCAUUGUUGUCAUCGUCACCGUUAAAUGCUGCAUAGUCUGCUUCCGCAAGUGCUGUGGAACGAAGAGGUCUAUGAAGAAGAAGAGUGCAUAGCUGUGGGAAGUAGGGGUGCUGAAGGUGCUGCAGCACCCCUGGUGGUGGGAUGGUAAAAUUGUAAGAA
Messenger RNA from Oncorhynchus tshawytscha (Chinook salmon), 1858 nucleotides. RefSeq names its product UDP-glucuronosyltransferase. The transcript is spliced from 5 exons. The coding region runs from base 163 to 1791 and encodes 542 amino acids. The record is from RefSeq and is a predicted model, not a curated record. Lineage: Eukaryota; Metazoa; Chordata; Actinopteri; Salmoniformes; Salmonidae. Gene Ontology annotation, molecular function: UDP-glycosyltransferase activity.